CCUUGGCGUGGGGCGGGGCCAGGCCUCCUCCGCGGGGCGGAGCAGGGCAGGACAGGCCGGCUUCUACCCUCCUACCCUUGAGAUUAACCCGGAACUAGCAGAGGCUCCUUUGGGAAGGCCUCCGAGCCAGAUCAGGAGUGGGAGCCUGAACUGUGAGUGCAGACCACUGAAGCCAGGCUUUAGACAGGAGGGCCUCACAGCUCCCAGCCUAGGUGCACCCCGGGUGGCACGUGGCACAUUAGUGCAGAGUGCUGGCAGCCUCAGCGGCUGGAGUAUGGCGCCCCCGCGGAACGUGGUGAAGAUUGCCGUCCAGAUGCCUGACGCCAUCCCACAGCUUAUCCAGCUAGACCAGGCAAAGCCCCUGGCCACUGUGCUGAAGGAGGUGUGUGACGCGUGGAGCCUGACUCACCCGGAGCACUAUGCCCUACAGUUUGCUGAUGGGCACAAGAGAUACAUCACAGAGAAUAACCGCACGGAGAUCAAGAACGGAAGCAUCCUGUGCCUCAGCACCGCCCCAGAUCUGGAGGCCCGGCAGCUACUGGGUAGGCUGCAGAGUACAAGUCGUGAAGGGUGCUGUGAAGCCCUGAGAAGCCUGGUCCUGCUGGCCUCAGACAUGACCUUUGCCCAGGAGGUCAUCAGCCGUGAUGGGCUUCAGAGACUAAGCACCAUCAUUGAAAAUGGGGAUGACCUAGGGGAGAUGCUGGCCCUUGGUCUGAGGGCUUUCUUGGAGCUCAUGGAACAUGGUGUGGUAUCCUGGGAGACACUCAGCAUCUCUUUUGUCAGGAAGGUGGUGUCUUACGUGAACAUGAACCUGAUGGAUGCCUCUGUGCAGCCCUUAGCCCUCAGGCUUCUGGAGAGUGUGACCUUGAGCAGCCCUGCCCUGGGCCAGCUGGUGAAGAGUGAGGUGCCACUGGAUAGGCUGCUGGUGCACCUGCAGGUAAUGAACCAGCAGCUGCAAACCAAGGCUAUGGCAUUGCUGACAGCCCUUCUACAGGGGGCUAACCCCAUUGAGCGUAAGAACAUGCUUGACUACCUGUGGCAGAGGAAUCUUCGCCAGUUCAUCUACAAGAACAUCAUCCACAGUGCAGCACCCAUGGGCGACGAGAUGGCUCACCACUUGUAUGUGCUGCAGGCUCUUACCCUGGGGCUGCUGGAGCCACGUAUGCGGACACCACUUGACCCCUAUAGCCAGGAACAGCGGGAGCAACUGCAGGCCCUGCGUCAGGCAGCCUUUGAACCAGAGGGGGAGUCCUUGGGGACAGGACUGAGUGCUGACCGCCGCCGGUCUCUCUGUGUCCGAGAGUUCCGCAAGCUAGGCUUUUCUAACAGCAACCCAGCCCAGGACCUGGAGCGUGUGCCCCCUGGCCUGCUAGCCCUGGACAACAUGCUCUACUUCUCCAGACAUGCCCCUAGUGCAUACAGUCGGUUUGUGUUGGAGAACAGUAGUCGAGAGGACAAGCAUGAGUGCCCCUUUGCCCGGAGCAGCAUCCAGCUGACGGUGUUGCUGUGUGAGCUGCUUCGUGUUGGGGAGCCUUGCUCCGAGACGGCCCAGGACUUCUCACCCAUGUUCUUCAGCCAGGACCACAGUUUCCACGAGCUCUUCUGUGUGGCCAUCCAGCUGCUGAAUAAGACCUGGAAGGAAAUGAGGGCAACACAGGAGGAUUUUGAUAAGGUAAUGCAGGUGGUUCGGGAGCAGCUAGCCCGCACCCUGGCUCUGAAGCCCACCUCCCUGGAGCUCUUUCGAACUAAAGUGAACGCCCUCACCUAUGGGGAAGUGUUGAGGCUGCGGCAGACAGAGCGGCUGCACCAGGAGGGCACCUUGGCCCCUCCUAUACUGGAGUUGCGGGAAAAGCUGAAGCCAGAGCUCAUGGGUCUAAUUCGCCAGCAGCGUUUACUCCGACUCUGUGAGGGAAUGCUCUUCCGCAAGAUCAGCAGCCGGCGACGCCAGGACAAGCUGUGGUUCUGCUGUUUAUCCCCCAACCACAAAGUGCUGCAGUAUGGGGAUGUGGAGGAGGGUGGCCACCCACCCACCCUAGAGAGCCUACCUGAGCAGCUCCCUGUGGCAGACAUCAGGGCACUCCUAAUGGGCAAGGACUGUCCCCAUGUCCGGGAGAAAGGCUCUGGGAAGCAGAACAAGGACCUCUAUGAGUUGGCUUUCUCUAUCAGCUAUGACCAUGGGGAGGAAGAGGCAUACCUCAAUUUCAUUGCUCCCUCCAAACGCGAUUUCUACCUGUGGACAGAUGGGCUGAGUGCCCUGCUGGGCAGCACCAUGAGCAGUGAGCUGACUCGGCUAGACCUUGAGCAGCUGCUUACUAUGGAGACCAAGUUGCGGUUGUUGGAACUGGAGAAUGUACCCAUUCCUGAGCAGCCUCCCCCAGUACCCCCGCCCCCUACCAGCUUUAACUUCUGCUAUGACUACAGCAUCUCUGAGCCUUGACUGAAGUUGGCUUGUAGGUAUGUGUCAAAUCAGCUCUGAACCUGUGGGUUAAGCCUGUUAAUAAAGAUGGACAUGUCUUCAAACAUAGUGACAUACAGUACCAGGUGAGGCCACAAAGUUAAACAGCUAGCUACUUUUGGAAGGCUGGUGUUCGGGGAGACUAGGCAGAGAAUAUUGCCCUUCUUGAAGUGAGUCCUUAGCCUCCCUCAGCUCAGGACAUGAAGGAUGACCUGUCAUCUGAACACCAGAGAGGAGACUGGAAUGUCGGCCAGACGACAAAAGAAGUAGCAGGGCCGGUGCACUGCCCCAAGUGGAUGCCUUUCUGGGCACCAGCAACAGUGGUCUGCCUGGCAGCCAUGCUUUCAGAAGGCUCCUCAUAGUCUGCCCUCAUUCCUCAACCCUACUUGGCCCUGUCCCUUGGCCUCUGUGCUGUGCAGAAACCUUUGGUAAGACGCAUGAGGAGACACACAAAGCUGAAGAGAAGGCUGUCA
Molecule: messenger RNA, 2928 nt
Organism: Acomys russatus (golden spiny mouse)
Lineage: Eukaryota; Metazoa; Chordata; Mammalia; Rodentia; Muridae
Gene: Elmo3
Product: engulfment and cell motility 3
Exons: 20
Coding region: 275-2437 (720 amino acids)
Biological process (GO): cell motility; actin filament organization
Source: RefSeq, a predicted model, not a curated record